AUGAGGACAUCGACCGUGAUACCCAUUAUCUACCUCUUACUUACGAACAAAAUCGAGAGUGAACCUUUGCCUGAUCAGCGGACUCGCGCCGAUUAUGAGGACAUCGACCGUGUCUGUGGACGAAUUGUGGCGAUGUUCACUGCCGACAAGGUUGCACCCUACUUUUACAUGGGAAUUAGCAUAAUAGGCUGUGGAGCCGCUUGUUGUGUGCUGUCGUUUGAAAAUGGUCUACUGAUUGGAUCCGCAAUAUUUGGAUUUUUCAUAUCAACCUUACUACCAUCAUUGAUAGUGUAUAUACGACAUACACUAGCUUUACCAGCUGAACGAAUAUUUAUUUUGAUAUCCGGCUCUUCUAUUGGUUAUGUGGUUUAUCCCUUAUUCCUAACUCUUGCCAACUCCAGUGAGAGUCGUAUUUUCAUAGCUAUUGAUUUUUUCGCAGUUUUACUAUUGGUGCUCAUCUACGUCUCUAUACUUAACACACAAGCGCAGACAGAGAGAACAAGAGCUUCACAAAACUCGUUGAAGAUCUUUAUCGAUCGGUUCUUCUCCGGUGAAGCGAUGCUAAAACGGACACGAUCGAUACGACCACUAAUCUCCAGACUUCGACCAAACUCCUAUAAACGCUUCCGAGGGCGUCACUCAUCCGCUGCUUCUUCGCAGCCAGAUAUACCCAAAAUCGAAGUCACUCUUGAGAAAACUCCACAGAUACAGUAUGACUAA
This is a messenger RNA of Strongylus vulgaris, 720 nucleotides long. Lineage: Eukaryota; Metazoa; Nematoda; Chromadorea; Rhabditida; Strongylidae. The record is from the annotation of a GenBank genome assembly.